Scophthalmus maximus (turbot) is the source of this 1503-nucleotide messenger RNA. It is a transcript of the gene prl, whose product is annotated as prolactin. Gene Ontology annotation, biological process: positive regulation of receptor signaling pathway via JAK-STAT; positive regulation of cell population proliferation; response to nutrient levels. The coding region runs from base 70 to 705 and encodes 211 amino acids. Lineage: Eukaryota; Metazoa; Chordata; Actinopteri; Pleuronectiformes; Scophthalmidae. Gene Ontology annotation, molecular function: hormone activity. The transcript has 5 exons. The record is from RefSeq and is a predicted model, not a curated record. Gene Ontology annotation, cellular component: extracellular region.
CGCGCCUAUAAAACGGCGGCAAAAUGGAGCCGUGGAAUGAAAUAGCGAGGAAGACGCUCAAAGAAGGAGAUGGCUCACAGAAGAUCCAGCGGAGGCAAACUCUUGGUGGCGGUGUUGUACGUGGCGGCAUCGUGCAGCGCUGUCCCCACCAACGACCUGCUCGACCGAGCCUCGCAGCACUCGGACAAAAUGCACUCCCUCAGCACCAUACUCGCCCAGGAACUGGACUCUCAUUUCCCUCCGAUAGGUCGGGUGAUGACACCCCGCCCCUCCAUGUGCCACACCUCAUCUCUGCAGACACCCAGUGACAAAGCGCAAGCUCUUCAAAUAUCGGGGUCAGACCUGUUGUCGCUGGCUCGCUCUCUGCUCCAGGCCUGGGUGGACCCCCUGGUGGUCCUCUCCGACUCUGCUUACACCCUGCCCCAUCCGGCACACAACAGCAUAUCCAACAAGAUCCAGGAGCUGCAGGAGCACUCCAAGAUCCUGGGAGAUGGCCUGGAUGUCCUCUCUAGCAAGAUGGGUCCGGAAGCUCAGACCCUCUCCUUGCUGCCUUACACAGGCAAUGACAUCGGCCAGGACAGGAUCUCCAAAUUGAUCAACUUCCAUUUCCUGAUGUCUUGCUUUCGAAGGGACUCCCACAAGAUUGAUAGCUUCCUCAAAGUCCUACGCUGCCGGGCGGCAAAGAUGCAACCAGAGAUGUGCUAAAAGGUUGAAGUGGGGGUGGGGGGGGGGGGGGGGGGCAGCUUGACUCUGAGGGGAGACUUUUCUGAAAGCUUGUAUCGCUUACCGACUGUAGAUUUGCUUGUUCUAGGAAUGUAGUAUCUGAGCUUCUGCCCUGACUGCAAAGUAGUGGAUAUUAUGAACUUUCAGAAGGCAAAGAUCAGGAGGAGUUACGUGGCACGCACAGGAAGUCCGAUUUUGUUUAACGUGAGCCAUAAACUUCGUUGAAAUAGGUGAUUCUAGUCCAAAAUGAUGAAACACAUUCUUUCUAAAGUUGCUAAAGGAGCAAAAGUUGUACUUCUUCAACAGUUUCAAUCAGAGAUUAGUCAGGAGUUAAAAUAACUAAAGGAAAAGUAGGUAUAGCCAGGAAGCAGCUCGGCAAAUGUGAAGCCGUAUGCUGGUGUUUGGUCUUGCUGAUGGACCUUUGGCACCUUUAUAACCUGACCACAUUGCGGUGACUGACUGUGGUGAAACGGUGUGACUCCUCCUUUUUUUGUUUUUAUUUUCUGUGUCUACUGAAGCGGUGUCCUCCCAAAGCCAAACAGCCAGCGGAGCCUGGCAGCGGCAGACGGUGAGAGUUAAGCUGGGGUGUGACAUAUUUGCACCAGGGUGUGGGGCUGUUUCUCUUCCUAGUUCAUUUGACUUCUAGCUUUACUGAUGAUAAGAUGCAGCAUUGGUACUUGUAGAUGUAAUAACACUGUCCUCAAAGCAUUAUGACUGAAAAGCCUGUCAAUUAUGAUACUUCAGUACAUCAAUAAAUAAAUCAUUUCUUGCACAAAAUAA